UUGACCUUAUACAGAAAUAAAAAAACUAUACGAGAACUAUUCAAUAAUACAAAAGAUACUUUCUGGACACCAAGCGAAACUAAAAAUAUAAAACGAAGCCAGAAGCUAGGAACAUUUCUUAAGAAUUUUUACUUCAAGUGUGUCGUUCUUUGCAUAACUUCCACAGUAAUUAAACCAUUUGUUUUGGGCGAAGGAGCUUCUUCUUAUACAAAAUAUAAACCCGAUUACGUUCCAAGAUAUUUUUUCUUAAUUCUAGAAGAUAUCGCUUGUACUGCAGCUCUUCUGUCAAUGUUGUGUUUGGAUGUCGUAAUUUUAACACUAUUAAUGAUGACAGAAGUUCAGUUUCAAAUACUUAAUAACAAAUUAUCAAAUUUGUUUCAUUUUGAUAGUGGCAAAGAAGUAUAUUAUCAACAAGUUUUACACAAAAGAAUUAAAGAAUAUGUUGACCAUCAAAAUUUUCUUAUCAAGUUCUUAGCUAGAUUUAGCAGAAUUUUUUCAGUAACAACGUUAUUUUUCUUGGGUGAUAUAAUUCUGACAAUGUGUAUGAGAAUGUACAUUAUUUCCAGUGACAACACACAUAUCAACUAUAGAAUAGAAGCUCUAUUCCAUUUAAUUGCGGGAUUAAAUGAAAUAAUUUUUUGUUAUUCAAUACCAGCUCAAGCUUUAAUGGAUCAAGCUAACGAAAUUAGUAAUAGUGCCUACUUAAGUAACUGGUAUGAAUAUCCAGCUGAUGCAAAAUGUAUUCUACAGAUUAUGAUAAGGGACCAAAAAAAAAUUGAAAUCACUGCUGGAGGUUAUGUUAUGAUAGAUUUAAAAAUGUUUAUGGCGGUAAGAAUUCUAUCAUUUUAAGAAUCAACUUUCUUUUAUCCAAAUUAAUGGAAUGUUAAACUGCUAUAAAUUAAUCUAAUUUUAUACUGGCACAAAACUAUUAGACUUAUCUCGCUUAUUAAAAGGUACUUUUCCAGUGCCCCCCCUUAACACGUUUGCAACGGCAAAUAUGUCUUGUAUAGGGUUUCUUAUUUUUUAAUAAUUUGUACGGGGCAUAUAUGACCCAUACAGUAUUAGACUUCAACAACUUUACUUACGGGACAUACCAGAUUGUUUCUGUAACGUAU
Psylliodes chrysocephalus is the source of this 1115-nucleotide messenger RNA. NCBI's taxonomy places the organism in Eukaryota, Metazoa, Arthropoda, Insecta, Coleoptera, Chrysomelidae. The record is from the annotation of a GenBank genome assembly.